AUGGCAGCAAUCGUCCCCGCCUUGGCCAAAAUUGGUUUUGUGAUCGGCGACAUCCUUAUCCAGCCAGCGCUUUCGGCCUCGCUCCUUGCUUUAAUAUCGUAUGGCCCUGCCGAUCUUGUUAGCCGAAUAUCCGAACUGGGGCUCCUACAAAACUCCAUUGGGCUCGGAGGUUUGAGGGCUGUUCUGAAGCUCCUCCUUUCUCUUGGGCUCAUUAGAGCGACUAGUCGUCUCUUUGACGUCCUCGCUCUGAACAACUGGCGGAUUUCGUCUAAGAAGGAUUGGGAAUGGAAUAAAGAGGUUGCGGUAAUUACUGGUGGAUGCAAUGGUAUCGGAAAGGCCAUUGUGAUUGGUCUUGUUGAAAAGGGAGUGAAGGUUGCCAUUCUCGACUACGCGGACCUACCUUCGGACCUGGCGGAGAUGGAUGCCGUGUCGUACUGGAAAUGCGACGUUACCUCCGAAUCUGCUAUUGCGGAAGCAGCUGACGGAAUAAGAGAGACCCUGGGCCACCCUUCAAUCCUCAUCAACAACGCCGGCGUCGCGGGCCCACACUCGAUUCUUGAGACUUCCCAGGAUGAUCUGAAAAGAAUAUUCGGCAUCAACGUUAUUUCGCACUGGUCAACAACUAAGCAGUUCUUGCCUGCCAUGAUCUCGAAAAACAAGGGACACGUUGUUACGGUUUCAAGCUUGAUGUCUUACGUGCCACUACCAAAGGUUGUGGAUUACGCCGCGACCAAGGCCGGAAUAAUGGCGUUCCAUCAAGGUCUAUCAUGCGAGAUUAAGCAUCUCUACAAGGCGCCUGCAAUCAUGACCACCAUCGUUCACCCGAUGUGGGUUGAAACCGGCAUGACAAAGCGACAAGCAGCCAAGUCUGAAGCUACAAGAAAGAAGAUGAUGCAACCGGACUUUGUUGCUCGCAAAGUUUUGGACCAACUAUUUAGUUGUCGCAGUGGACAAAUCUUCCUCCCUGAGAAUGCCACAUGGUUGACGGGGAUCAACGCCUUCCCGAAUUGGCUGCAGGUGUCGAUCAGGGACCUUGGUGGAAAGGCAGCUACUCAAUAG
Messenger RNA from Ilyonectria robusta, 1059 nucleotides. RefSeq names its product estradiol 17-beta-dehydrogenase. Gene Ontology annotation, molecular function: oxidoreductase activity, acting on the CH-OH group of donors, NAD or NADP as acceptor. The transcript has a single exon. The record is from RefSeq and is a predicted model, not a curated record. The coding region runs from base 1 to 1059 and encodes 352 amino acids. NCBI's taxonomy places the organism in Eukaryota, Fungi, Ascomycota, Sordariomycetes, Hypocreales, Nectriaceae.